AUGUACAGAAACACAGUUAAAAUUUACAGCGGUAAGAAAAUAUUUAGUGCAAACAUGCUUACAUUUAGUGAAAAGGGACUACACGUAUUUUCAAUUUCAAAUAAUAUAUUUCUAAAUUGGCUGUAAAUGCUAUAUGCCAUUAAUAAAAUUUGCGUGAUAUUUAAUAUAUUUAUUCAAAUGUUUCUGCAAAUGACUUACUGUAUCGUAAUUUUUAAAGCUGAAACUCAAUAUUAAUAUAUACUAUAUAAUAUAUUUUUGAUUUUUAUACAUAUUUUCAGAUUUGUUUCAAACUUUACCUUUCGCAAUUAAUUGUAUCUCUCUCUCUCUCUCUCCCAUGAAAACUUUCUCUCAAGUUGGAUGAAUGAUAUAUAUAGAGGGAUGAAUGACGACGUAGGCUUGCAGAGAGAUUCUCUCGAAUGACACAUCGACGGCCACGAAAAUGCAGCGUGGUCGUUGCGUCACGCCAACUUUUCAUUCCACGAAAAAAACGUGCAAGCCCCAGGAAACACGAACGCGCGAAUUCGUUUCACCGAUCAAUCGAUUCCCCGAAAUCGAGCCAGCGUCCAACUCUCCGAAGGGUAGUCACUCGUACUUCUGAGGUCGCGUGCGUAAACGUUUAGCAAUUAGCAGUUAGUAGUCGAUAGUUGCAAAUUGCAGUUUUGUCUGCCGUUUCUUUCCGUCAAGUGUUUCGGAAUUAAAAAAAAAUAUAUCGAUUAUUUCGCGACCGAAUAUCUUGCAUCAUAGAAGGGAGCGUCGAGCAUUCAUCGUUUAAAGGUGACUUUUGACCUCGCAAGCGAUUAUUACAAUCUCUUGGCCGACUGUCUCUCGAUUUCCUCGUCCAACGUUGUUCCAUUUAACGGUUCUUCCGGUGAUAAGGAAUCACGCACUAGGCGCCUCUGUCACACGCUCGCAUGUGCCACGUAUAAAUUCAGUGCUUACCGAUCUAAGAAUUCGCAUCACUCUUGAGGCCGCAAUCAUUUAGAACACGCAUCUAGUGAAUCUAGUGAAUACGUGUAGUUAUAGCAUUAAUAUUGCACAUCAAAAGGGAAUUCUGUGUGCCACCAAACGAUAUCUCAGAGUACAAUCUGUGAUCUCUGAAAAUAUGAUACGUCUGUAUCACUGUUCUUUUUAAACUGUUGUAUAAUACUUACAUAUCUUGUUAUAAUGAUGUAGUUUUUAGCAUGUUUGUGUACGUUCUUUUUUUUUUUACAUUAGGUUUAGAAAUAAAUGAAGACCAUAGAUAAAAAAGCAUGAGAAGUCAUUCGGUUCCUAUGUUUUACAAAACAGUAAUUUUGAAAUUCAAUAUGUUAUCAAUCAAUCUCACAGAAAAAAACUGUUUUUCCAUUUGAUUUUGUAAUCAAAUCGUCAUUGAUUUUGUCAGCAUCUGAAAAAUUUAAGAAAUAUUAAUAUUAUUAUAUGCAAAAGUAUAUAUCAAGAACAAUAUUAAUAAUAUUAUGAAUUCACAGAACAAUAAUAUUAUUUUACAAAACAUCAAAUUAUACUAGAAUAUUCUUUUCUUUCACUGUUUCAUCUGAUAUGUAGUCAGAGAACUUAAUCUGAUAUAAAACUUAAGAAAAAUGGAUUUAUCGUAUUCCCUCUGUGUAAUUUUCAAAUAUUAAUUAUUAAAUUUCAAAACUAUCGAAUUAUAUUUAUUCAUGAAAGUAUUUCAAUAUCUAUAAUAACCUUUUAUAGAUAAUAUGUUAUUCGAAAUAUUUUGAAAUGUCAUUAGCAUUGGAAUGAGUCACGAUUAUCCUGAUAAUUUUAAUAAAACAAGUUUAUCUAGAAAUAUACAUAGAACAUAUAAAAUAUUUAAUAUCUCAUCAACAUCACCAAUCACUUAUUUAAAUAAUCAAUUAUUCAUUAUUGUAUUAACAAGCAUUAUAUCAAGUAUUAUUUUAAUUCAAUGAAAUCAAUUUUCAAUGUUUUGUCAUGAUAUUUUAUAAAUAAGACAAAUUUCCAUUUUUUUAAUUAUAAAUAUUUAUGUAACGUUUAUAUAAAUUUAUAUUUAUUAUUUAUAUUAUAUAAAUUUAUAUAACGUUUAUAUAUUUAUAUAACAUCUGUAAUCUGUUUAGAAUAAAUAUCUUGUAACUUUUAUACACAUUUUUAUAUUUAUUUCAAAUGUUAUCUACACACUCAUAGUAGUCAAGCCUUGUUACUCAAAAUAUUUUACGUAAUCACAUCCAGUGUGCAUACAUGAAAAUUUCCUAAAGUAUCAAAAUACUUUAUCAAAAUCUCUCAUUUUGACAAAUCGUGUUGAUGAAAGACCGAUGAUGGACAAUGAACAGGAGACAAUGUCAAUAGGGCCAGCAAGGAUAGCAGUAGCAGUGGUUGCGAUGUCGAACUGGAUGUCGAGAGAAGAGCAACCAGACGACUGGCGGGGAGUAAAUCAGGAGCAAAAAGGAAUAGAAGAAAUUAAAUAUAGAAGCGGCGCAGGAGAGGACGAUAGCGACGAGGUGCUUCCUAGGGCGGAGGUACCCCGGUGGAUCGGGUUUGAACUCGUGGAUCAGGAGCCGGCUAUGGGAAAGCUGGCAACGAUUGGUCGACUCGUGACCCGUGACAACGAGGAACAAGAGGCAUCGGUGUGGUUGCUCGAGCGAAACGGCGCCAGUUCCGGUCGCGCUCUCGUCGCGGUCCCUAUUGGCGGGAUCGCAAUUUGCAGCGUGAUAGUGCCACAAGUUGGAUCGAAAGCACCGACCGGGGUUGCCGGCCGAGACACUGCUCCGAGUUGCUUCGAGAACAACGCUCGAACGAGAAGGGACGAUCGUCGAAGGAUAGCCGUAGUUGGAAUUCAAGAGGCGACCGACGAUUUAGAUUUCCGAUACUUCGUCGAGACGGCAAGCGGCGGCGGCGGCGACAACGACGAAGCCGGAAGAGAUAGCACGGUGGUUCGCCUCGAGGAUUCAUCGUUUGGUUCCUCUCCGAGUCAAGAAUCUAAAUGGUGGCUCGACGACAUCAUUCAGGAUAAGAGGAGAACUGAUAAUAUUGUUCGGGAGUAUUGUUCGAGGAUUUCCAACGAAUGGUGUCGAGUGUCGCGUGAGAAGUCGUUAGAUCGACGAACAAUAGUCGAAGGGAAGAGGUGUGAACGAUGUCGUCGACGUUGGCAUCGACGUCGCUGGCUGACCGGAAACAACGAAUCUUCCCGUCUGUUUGGAAUAACGACGACGAUCGUGGCGAUUGUGGUGGCUGUGGCAGCGGUGGCGCUUUGCGUGCCGGCCGCGUCGGCCGUGCCGAUGCUGCCGCGAGAGAAUCCACUCUCUCGAACCGGUCCUCGACACGACCUCGACCGCUCGACCGGUCUCGAGGACGUCUACGAGGACGCUUUCCGAGAAGAGGAUCGACCAACGACGAGGACCGUUCUCGACGAGACUGAGCUGGAUAUUAUCAGAAGGAGCAUCGUGCGAGGUCUUGGUCUCAAGAGGAUACCAGACCCUUCCAAGGCAAACGUCAGUCAAGCCGAAUACGAAAGAGCACACAGAGAGUACCUGAUGAGAUUGCAGUCGUCGCUCGACGAGCAAACUUUUGGAAGCAAGAAGAUGCUACACGUGUUUCCUGCUACAGCGUGUCCUGGAAACGAAUCGAGCCUGCUGGCAGCUGGAAUAAACGGAAAGGAAAAAUCUUCUCGUCAUUGGCUGUUCUUCCCCGUGGAAGUUCCUAAGAAGGAUCUGGAUCGAUCGUCGGUGGAUCACGCGACGCUACGAUUACUACUCCACGGGCCGACAACCGAUCACUAUACCGAACGUUCCGAGCUGGAGGUGUUGUUCUAUCUUCGGAUAUCGUCGUUUCGUCGUUCGAGGAAGUUGAUCGGUCGUAGGAAAAUUCAAUUGCACGACUCCGGAAAUCCAAGGUGGCUCGAACUCGACGCGACCCAAGCCGCUUUCUCGUGGAUCGAGACGCCGCUCGAGAAUCUGGGAGUCGAACUGGAAUUUAUGAUCGACAGCGAACCGGUACCGCGCACCUUCUCCUCGCCAGUUCUCAACGUAUUCACCACGAGGUAUUCGGCCAAUGGUAGAACGAAACGUUCCUCGCCCAAAGACGUGAUGUCCCUGCACAAAGGUCGUCGGACGAAAUGUAAAGGUGAGGGUAAGAAGUGUUGCAGGCACGAGCUUCACGUCAUGUUCAAAGACUUGAAAGGCUUUGAGUUCAUCGUUUAUCCGAAAACUUUCGACGCUGGAUAUUGUAAAGGACGGUGCCCGCCUAGAUACAAUCCAGCUCAUCAUCACGCCCUUCUGCAAAGUCUGUUGUGGAAGGAAGAUAGAAAGAAAGUGCCUAAGCCAUGUUGCGCGCCGAGUAAACUCGAUGAGUUAAUGAUCGUUUACUUCGACGAGAAUGAUACCACACAGUUGAAGAACUCGUACUGGAAGAACAUUCAAGUACUCGAAUGCGCUUGUUCCUAAGAAAAGAAAAGAAAAGAAAAA
Molecule: messenger RNA, 4415 nt
Organism: Heterotrigona itama
Lineage: Eukaryota; Metazoa; Arthropoda; Insecta; Hymenoptera; Apidae
Source: the annotation of a GenBank genome assembly